This is a messenger RNA of Penicillium angulare, 3339 nucleotides long. It is a transcript of the gene ams1, whose product is annotated as alpha-mannosidase. Gene Ontology annotation, molecular function: carbohydrate binding; alpha-mannosidase activity. Bases 1 to 3339 code for a protein of 1112 amino acids. NCBI's taxonomy places the organism in Eukaryota, Fungi, Ascomycota, Eurotiomycetes, Eurotiales, Aspergillaceae. The record is from RefSeq and is a predicted model, not a curated record. Gene Ontology annotation, biological process: mannose metabolic process; oligosaccharide catabolic process. Gene Ontology annotation, cellular component: fungal-type vacuole membrane. The transcript has a single exon.
AUGGGUGGAGAAGCCCCGCAUAUCGUCCCCACUCCAGCUACGAAGACCCUCCCUGUACUAGCGGAGCGACCGGUCGGCCAGCGUAUCACGAAAAUCUACACCGAUCGAUUGAAGCAGUUCACAGCAAAGGGCCAAUAUGAAGGCCAGAACCUCGUUUCCAAAUAUUUCGAAGCUGUCAACUCCGAUGAGGACCAUGUCAAGCUCUCCGUGUAUUCCGUCCCCGACCAGCAGCGACCGACUUUCGAGGAAGCGACGUCGCAUGAAUUUAAGCCAACUCGAAUCGGCGAAUCAUUUGGACCUAGUUGGUCGACGCAUUGGUUCCGUAUCAAGCUCACUGUACCGGAGGAUAUGCGCCACAAGGAACGACUAGAAUUUCACUGGGAUGCAAACAAUGAGGGAUUGGUGUGGACAGAGGACGGUCGGCCAUUACAGGGUCUGACUGGUGGCGGCGAGAGAGUUGAAUGGAUCAUUCCCGAUGAAUGGCGCGAUGGGAAAGAGCAUACAUUCUAUAUAGAGAUGGCCUGCAAUGGCAUGUUUGGCAACGCCCCCGGAGGCGACUCUAUCCAGCCACCAAGACCAGACAAGUCGUAUCAACUCAACACAGCACGAAUUACUGCCGUCAAUCUUGCGGCUCGAGCCCUCUAUUACGAUUUCUGGAUUAUUGGAGAUGCUGCUCGUGAAUUUCCUGGGGAUUCGUGGGAGGCACAUGAGGCCAAUAUUAUCGGCAAUUCCAUGAUCGAUGUUUUCAUUGCGGGCAAUGGAAGCCAGGAGUCUAUUCUCGAGGCUCGGAAGAUCGGCCAAAAAUAUCUUGGAGACAAAGUUGACUCUGCAGACGUCUAUAAGGCAGACACCGAUCCAUAUGUUUAUGCUAUCGGCCAUUGCCACAUUGAUACCUGCUGGUUAUGGCCUUGGGCAGAGACGAAGCGGAAGGUCGCACGUUCGUGGUCAAACCAAUGCGAUCUGAUGGACCGGUACCCGGAGCAUCGAUUCACUUGCUCCCAAGCCCAGCAAUUCAAAUGGCUGCAACAAUACUACCCGACUGUAUUCGACCGCGUCAAGCGUUGGGUGCGUAAGGGCCAUUUCCAACCGAUCGGUGGUAGCUGGGUUGAGCAUGACACCAACAUGCCCAGUGGCGAAUCUCUAGUGAGACAGUUCCUCUAUGGUCAACGAUUCUUUGAAAGCCAUUUUGGAAGUCGCUGCACUACAUUCUGGCUGCCAGAUACAUUCGGGUACUCGACUCAAAUCCCUCAGAUCUGCCGUCUUGCUGGAAUGAGUCGGUUCUUUACCCAAAAGCUGAGCUGGAACAACAUUAACAACUUCCCCCACACGACCUUCCAGUGGGUAGCCCUUGAUGGUAGUCAAGUGCUGUGCCACAUGGCGCCUGCUGAGACAUAUACCGCAGAAGCCCAUUUUGGGGAUCUCAAGCGCAGUGUCACACAACACAAGUCUUUGGAUACGGAUAAAUCCUCUCUGCUCGUUUUUGGAAAGGGUGAUGGAGGUGGUGGUCCUACUUUCGAACACCUGGAAAAGCUCCGUCGCUGCCGUGGUCUUUCGGACAAAGUUGGCACCCUACCACGAGUCAAAAUGGGUGAUUCGGUCGAUGACUUCUUUGACAAGUUAGAGAACAACGCAGCCAACGGCACGGAGUUUGCAACCUGGUAUGGCGAGCUAUACUUCGAGCUUCACCGUGGUACAUACACUACCCAGGCAAACAACAAACGCAAUAAUCGAAAGUCGGAAUUCCUGCUCCGGGAAAUCGAGCUAUUGGCUACCUUGGCUACUGUUCGUGGAACAGAUAAAGGCUACAAGUACCCCAAGAAGGAGAUUGAUGAAAUGUGGGAGGGUACACUCCUUUGUCAAUUCCAUGACUGUCUACCCGGGAGCUCAAUCGAGAUGUGUUACGAUGACUCCGACAAGCUUUAUGCGGAGAUUUUUAAGACUGGCUCACAAGUGCGUCAGGAUGCUCUUACUGCACUGGGAAUAAAUAUCCGUGCAGGCAACCAAGAUUUGGUGGCCCUCAACACACUUCCCUGGCCUCGUUCCGAAGUUGUCAAGAUUCCUGGGCCUAUCAUUACCUCGAAUGGGUCAGAGUAUGUCAUGGUCAAUGGGCCAACCGGAGUUGUUCCAUGCAAUCAAGUCGACUUCAAGACCACAAACGCGGUGACUAUUAGUCAAACAGAGCCUGGAGUUUUCCGUCUUAACAAUGGCAAGCUUCGAGUCGAUGUCCAGGACGGUGUCAUCACUUCGCUCUUCGACGUUGAGGCGAAGAGAGAAGUGCUCGCAAAGGGUGGGAAGGCUGGCCAACUAGUCAUCUUCGAUGAUAAACCUCUCUACUGGCAAGCCUGGGAUGUUGAAGUCUUCCACCUCGAGUCGCGCAAGGAACUCCCUCGCGGCAAAACCGUUAUUGCAGAAAACGAUCCUCACCGAGUGAGCCUGGUGACAGAAACUAAGAUCAGUGACAAGAGCUGGGUUAAGACUACUAUCAGCCUUGCUGCUUCUGUUUCAUCUGAGCCAUCAUUUGUUGAAUUCGAAAGCGAGGUUGAAUGGCAAGAGACGAUGAAGUUCCUCAAGGUGGAGUUCCCAGUGGAUGUUACCAACACUGAGGCAUCAUACGAAACCCAGUAUGGUAUCGUUCGUCGUCCAACCCACUAUAACACAAGGUAUGUCUAUUCUACACCAUUUGCCAUCCGCGAUACUAAUAAAAACUUCUUCAGCUGGGAUAUGGCCAAGUUUGAAGUUUGUUGCCACAAAUGGGCUGAUCUCUCCGAGAAUGGCUAUGGUGUUUCGAUCCUCAACGACUCCAAGUAUGGCUUCGCUACAUGUGGCAAUCUCAUGCGUCUUUCAUUGCUCCGUGCACCUAAGGCUCCGGACGCCCAUGCGGAUAUGGGCCGCCAUAGCAUUCGAUAUGCUAUCCUUCCCCACUCCGGUGCUCUUGAUGAGCGGACAGUUCGCGCAGGAUAUAACUUCAACCACCCACUUGCUGUUGAACAAGCUAGUUCACAACUUUCAGCAGCCCAUGCGGCCUUUAAGAGUGUUUCUAUCAAGGAUACCUCCUCUAUUAUUCUGGAUGUUGUCAAGCGUGGCGAGGACGAUGAAGAUGUUUCUACUGGUGGUAUUCCCGCCCGUCAAGGUAAGAGUGUUAUUUUGCGCGCUUAUGAGUCCCUGGGUGGUAAGGCUCGGACAUCUAUCCAAAGUACUCUGCCAGUCAAGCGCGUCUGGAAGUGCAAUGUCCUCGAAGAUGACGAGGAUGAACUGGAGUUCUCAAAGGCAGACGGGGGUAUCGUGGUUGACAUUGAAUUGAGGGCGUUUGAGAUUGCUACUUUCCGAUUGCAGCUGUGA